CCUCAAUAUCAUAGUCUUCGCUUUAUUCCCAUCACUAUUCAUGCUAUAUUUACACUUUAGCCUCACUAGUACUGUCUGUUAUCACCAUCUACUAUUAAGUCACGUUGCUUCCGCAGUCAACAACAACUAAGCACUCAACAGCAUAACCUAGCAUGUCUGACCCAACUUUGAUGUCUAACUUGACCCAAAUGGAGUCUGAUGUCGCUACCGGCUCUGGAGCUAACCCCACUGCGAGUCUGGCCAAUGCUGUUGACUAUGCUUACGUCAGACUGGCCCAGCUGCAAGACAGUGUGGAGCCCAUGCGGCGACAGUGACAAUCUGAGGAUGGUAGAUGUCAUAUACAGCAACAAUAAAGAUGUUUGCCCACCAAAAACCUGGGAAAAUCAAGUACUCCAGUGCAUUCGGGCCAAGGGUAUGAAGGUAAUGGUGCUGUAUUGUAGUCAUGGGGCGGAGCAUAUUACAUUGGGAAAGGUUGCUCAUGUGGAAACACUAGUCAAGGAAGGACUGACUAUAGGGGGUCACCUUUAUGAUGUUGUCAAGAAGGAAUGCAUUCAGCUUCAGGGACCUUAUGCACUGGCAAUCAAAGGAGUAUCCAAAUACCCCACCCUUCACAAUCAUUUCGACAGAGCCUUGCAUCGUCGUUUCAGGAUGGAUUUCCUAGGCUCCCACUUGGGCCUCAAGAGCAAAGAUGUCUAUGUGUUUUACCUAUCAAACUGGGCUCUUACCGCUGAGCUUCUUAACCAACCAGCCUUCCUUAUCAAUGUGUUAGUCCCCAAAAUAUCGCUUAUUAAACUCCUUUACGAGUUCAACAAAUCCAACCUCUUUAUCAGGCAUUCUGACAUGGUUGGAUCGGAUGCCUUGGUCCUUUCCAAUGCCUGUAUUUCAAAGGUUAGCAAUGACAUCAUCCAGCUUGCAGAGAUGGUGAAGGAAACCCAUGAGGAUGCCCGUAACACCGUUAAGGCCCUAGCUGAGCGUAUGUUGUCACAGGACCGUUCAAUUGCUAUGCUGGAAUCAACGGUGGCUGAAAAUACCAAAACUAACCAGAUCUUGGCAACCUCUUGUCUUGGCCUUACCCUCACAGAGAUUGAGCAAGAACUAAAUGCACUGAAGGAGAAGAGAAGGAGAGUCAAUGACAAGAUCGCCCAAAAGAAUGAGGACAACGCUGCCAUUCUCAACUCCGCUCUCAGUGCUAUGGUCCCAUGCACUGAUGUUUCAGCCUUGUCAUCUUCCUCUCGCAUACCAGCUCCCGAUUCUGAUGCCUCGAAUGGUUGA
This is a messenger RNA of Cantharellus anzutake, 1272 nucleotides long. RefSeq lists its product as uncharacterized. The transcript is spliced from 5 exons. The record is from RefSeq and is a predicted model, not a curated record. Bases 199 to 1272 code for a protein of 357 amino acids. Lineage: Eukaryota; Fungi; Basidiomycota; Agaricomycetes; Cantharellales; Hydnaceae.